This is a messenger RNA of Leishmania braziliensis MHOM/BR/75/M2904, 1380 nucleotides long. RefSeq lists its product as hypothetical. Gene Ontology annotation, biological process: autophagy of mitochondrion; cellular response to nitrogen starvation; C-terminal protein lipidation. The coding region runs from base 1 to 1380 and encodes 459 amino acids. The transcript has a single exon. Gene Ontology annotation, cellular component: phagophore assembly site membrane; Atg12-Atg5-Atg16 complex; cytoplasm. The record is from RefSeq and is a predicted model, not a curated record. Lineage: Eukaryota; Euglenozoa; Kinetoplastea; Trypanosomatida; Trypanosomatidae.
AUGCUUCUCGCCAUUGUGCGCGAUCUCCUCCAGCUCUUUCGCCCGUACGCGGUGGCGCUGCACCCGGAGACGACGCAGGUGUGGUUCAGCGUCAGAGACACCCCGGUGUCGUGGCUCUACCCGGCUGGCGCCGUCAAAGACUACGUGAAUGAGUGUAUCCGCGAAGAGCGGGCGGCGCAGCUCUCGGGAUCGUUGAUGUCGUCUCCAUCCUCGCCAUCAGCAGCAUCGCUCCUCCAGUCUCAUCUGUGCUCCAUCUUGAGUGAGCCGCUCCAGCUCAUCUUCCACAUUCACUCCCUCACCAAGGGGAGCUCGCUAGCCCGCACCGUGCCCUUCUACAUUAACUAUGACAGGCUGGAAGAGCACAUCCGCAUGGAAGUGAAGCAGGCUCACAAGGCUGCCUACACUGUGCUCUACGGCAACUACACCAUCUAUCAACGCGAAGCGGAGUCGGCGCUGCAGGCAGCCGUUGGGUUGGCCCUCUACCGGCCAUUUGAUGCUGUCGCACAGGAGCAGCUUCAACAGCAGCGAUACCGCGACCUCGGUUUUCGUGGCAACAGCGCCGCCGGUAUAGGCAGUAGCAGCUACGCGUCAAGUGGUAACCCUAGUGGUGGGCAUUUGCCGCCCAUCGCGUUCACAUCUCCAUACCUUCUGACCGAGUACCAGCAGCUGCUCCGCGGUCUGCUGACGCCUCAGCCGCACGUGGCGUACCUCAUCCGCAUUGGCUUUCCCUUCGCCUAUCGAGGCGCGGCAGGUCGGGCCGAAGGCGAGUACUUGCAGUACGAUUCUCACCGCGUCUCAGCAGCUCCGGCACUAGCGCUGUCAGCAACGGUGACUGGGGCGGCAGCUGCACCUGCGAUUGAGCCCGAUCAGCUGCCUCUGGGUCUGCUGCUUUGGCGGCUGUUCCGCAUACCUGUUUUGCGGUGGAAGGCGCAGCAACCGCAGGAGCACUCCACAGACAGCACAGUAGCCGCCGCCGCCGCGCCCACUUCAGCGGUGGCGCUCAGCGAGGUGGAGCACACGUAUCAGCAUCUACUGCGCACCCUAGCCCCCUAUUAUGCUGACCCUCCCCGCUGCGCGACGGAUCGGUUGGAGAAGCAGGAGCCGCUCUUGACCAGCACCCCACUGGAGCCGCCGGCGUGGGCGGAGUGGGAGCACACCAUGGUGCAAGCCUUCAUGCGCGACUACGGGGAGCACCCCGGGAAGGGCGACCUAGGACUUGCAUUUGUGGAGGCUGCCGCGAAGUCUGACUCUCCCAAUGCUGGCCGCCGUGUACGCUUCAUGGUGCAGGGCCUCCAGCCUCCGCUCUCCACCCCCGGAAGCUUCCUGGAGGCAAACCUCUCCUCUAGCGACCGCGCCAUUUUCGUUACGGUUCAGGUGUGA